AUGUUUGGACUGGGGAUUAUUGAGGUUGUUAAGAAUGAGGAAUUCCAACUCCAAACUAUCUCGGCUCAUCUCAAAGACAAUGCGGGGUUGCUGAUUAUCAAUGAGGUCGGAUUGGAUUGGUCGCUGGAGUGGACCGAGGCUGCGGAUGUUCUCCGAUGCGGGGAACGCCAUCUCCAUGGUUAUCGCAGCACGCAAAGGGAAGGGUUCAGUGGUAAGAUUGGAAUGAGGAAUGCGUUUAUGCAAUACGUAUAG
This is a messenger RNA of Penicillium bovifimosum, 252 nucleotides long. RefSeq lists its product as uncharacterized. The record is from RefSeq and is a predicted model, not a curated record. The coding region runs from base 1 to 252 and encodes 83 amino acids. NCBI's taxonomy places the organism in Eukaryota, Fungi, Ascomycota, Eurotiomycetes, Eurotiales, Aspergillaceae. The transcript has a single exon.